Messenger RNA from Salvelinus namaycush (lake trout), 4210 nucleotides. Its product is annotated as oocyte zinc finger protein XlCOF6-like. The transcript is spliced from 3 exons. Lineage: Eukaryota; Metazoa; Chordata; Actinopteri; Salmoniformes; Salmonidae. Bases 115 to 2193 code for a protein of 692 amino acids. Gene Ontology annotation, biological process: regulation of cytokine production; regulation of immune system process; negative regulation of transcription by RNA polymerase II. The record is from RefSeq and is a predicted model, not a curated record.
UGUAUGGUGUGUGGGAAGGGCUUCUCCCAAGCCGCAAACCUCUAGACGCACCAGAAAGUGCACAGUGGAGAGAAACCGUACCCCUGCUCUGACUGCGGGAGCAGGUUUACUCACAUGGGAGACUUGAAGAGACACCAGUUGUUGCACACUGGAGAGAAACCGUACCAGUGCUCCGGGUGUGGAAUGAGGUUCUCGCUCUCUGAGAACCUACUGAGACACCAGCGUAACUCUUCAGGGAUAUGUGGUGCUGUGAGCCUUAAUCAGGCUACUGGGAGUGGGAUUCUACUUCCACAAGAUGCUACUGUCUUCCAGAAUAUACUGGUCAAGGCUGGGCACAAACCAACAGAGUCCCUGCCUUCUGACCAGAGCCAAAGUGAAGCCUCCACUCAAACUGCUGGAAUGACUGUUAAUGUUAAAGAGGAGGACCGAACACUUGGACUGAAGAUUAAAACUGAAGAACUGGAGGAUGAAGAAGAAGAGGCGGAGGAAGAGGAGGAGGAGGAGGAAGUUGUUGGGCUGAUUAAUUCUGAUGGAGAAGAAAUGGACUGGGAUCCUUCUCUUCUUGGAUAUAAUCCCAGUCAGAGUUCUGACAUUGAAGAGAGUCCCUCUACAUCAGGAGUACCUGAACAUCACCAGGAGAACCAUACCGCUAAGAGCUCUCACUGCUGUUCAGUGUGUGGAAAAGACUGCCAAAAAUUAUCGGCGCUACAAAAACACAUGAGAAUUCACACAGGAGAGAAGCCUUACCCCUGUACUUUGUGUGGAAACCAAUUCCGUGAGAAGGGACACCUGAAAGCACAUCUGAAAACACACACUGGAGAGAAACCUUACCACUGCCCGACCUGUGGGAUGAAGUUCGCCCAUUUGGGAGCCAUGAAAAUACACCUGCUGACACACACUGGAGAGAAACCUUACCCCUGCUCUGUAUGCAGGAAGAAUUUUGCAAGACCAGCAGACCUUAAAGUACACCACAGAGAUCACACAGGUGAGAAACCUUACAGCUGCGUUGAAUGUGGCCAGAGCUUCACCAGUUCCCACAACCUAUGGAAACAUCAGAAGACCCAUCUACCACCUGGACUACCACCACCUGUUGAGUUUGACAACCACAACCAAACACCUGAGAUGAAUACUAAAAACGAAGGACUAGAUGAGGAGGAGGAGGAAUUCGGUGUUCUGAUCAAUUCUGAUGGAGAAGAAGUUGGAUUGGACUUGGAUCCUCCUUGUCUCAAUCCUCUGAGUUCUGAGGAAGAGGAGAGUCCGUCAACAUCAGGAGAAACUGAACAAUACCAGGUGAACCACAAUACAGCUCUGAGGUACAGCUGCUCUGUGUGUGGGAAGCAGUUCAACCACAAAGGACAUCUGCGAAGACACGAGAGUGUACAUUCAGUUGAAAAACCUUAUGGUUGCUCAGACUGCGACAAGAUGUUCGGUUCAACCACAGCUCUGAAUAGACACAAGAAGUUACACAGAGAAGAGAAACCUCACACUUGCACAGUGUGUGGGAAAGGUUUCGCUCAACUGUCACGUUUGAAGGAACACUACCCGACGCACUCGGGAGAGAAACCACACUGCUGCUCUGAGUGUGGGAAGCGCUUCACUAUUGCGUCGCACCUCAAAACGCACAGCAAAGUCCACUUGGGGGAGAGUCCUUAUACCUGUAACAUAUGUAGGAGAGAUUGCCAGAAGUUGUCCGCAUUCAAGUUGCACAUGAGGUUCCACACAGGAGAGAAGCCCUUCAGUUGCUCUGUGUGCCAGAAGCAGUUCACUCAGAAAAGACAUCUGCAAGACCACCAGAAAGUACACACUGGAGAGAAACCGUACCCCUGCCCCCACUGUGACAAGCGGUUCAGCUUCUCCUCAGCCUUGAAAAGACACCAGCAGUUACACACAGGAGAAAAACCCCACUGUUGCUUUGUGUGUGGGAAUUGUUUCUCUCAAGCAGGGCGCCUGAAAGAACACCUACGGACGCACUCGGGAGAGAGACCUUUCUCCUGCUCUGUCUGCGAGAAAACCUUCAGAAACCCUUCUGAACUCACUAUACACAACAGAUCUCAUACAGGAGAGAGACCGUACAGCUGUGCUGAAUGUGGUAAGACCUUCACCAGUUCUAUGAAGCUGGGACGACACAAGAAGAUCCAUCAGAACACAAACACUGAAGAGAAUCUGACUAAAGAUGUGAAGAGAAUUCCAUGAGUAUUGAUGAUGAUGAAGAAGUGGAGGCUGCCUCCGCAGUUAGUGGAUGCUAGUAGGGUGAAGAAGAGGAGGAGGAGGAGCCUCUACAGUUAGUGGAUGCUAGUAGGGUGAAGAAGAGGAGGAGGAGGAGCCUCUACAGUUAGUGGAUGCUAGUAGGGUGAAGAGGAGGAGGAGCCUCUACAGUUAGUGGAUGCUAGUAGGGUGAAGAGGAGGAGGAGCCUCUACAGUUAGUGGAUGCUAGUAGGGUGAAGCGGAGGAGGAGCCUCUACAGUUAGUGGAUGCUAGUAGGGUGAAGAGGAGGAGGAGCCUCUACAGUUAGUGGAUGCUAGUAGGGUGAAGAGGAGGAGGAGCCUCUACAGUUAGUGGAUGCUAGUAGGGUGAAGAGGAGGAGGAGCCUCUACAGUUAGUGGAUGCUAGUAGGGUGAAGAGGAGGAGGAGCCUCUACAGUUAGUGGAUGCUAGUAGGGUGAAGAAGAGGAGGAGCCUCUACAGUUAGUGGAUGCUAGUAGGGUGAAGAGGAGGAGCCUCUACAGUUAGUGGAUGCUAGUAGGGUGAAGAGGAGGAGGAGCCUCUACAGUUAGUGGAUGCUAGUAGGGUGAAGAGGAGGAGCCUCUACAGUUAGUGGAUGCUAGUAGGGUGAAGAAUAGGAGGAGGAGGAGCCUCUACAGUUAGUGGAUGCUAGUAGGGUGAAGAGGAGGAGCCUCUACAGUUAGUGGAUGCUAGUAGGGUGAAGAGGAGGAGGAGCCUCUACAGUUAGUGGAUGCUAGUAGGGUGAAGAGGAGGAGCCUCUACAGUUAGUGGAUGCUAGUAGGGUGAAGAGGAGGAGGAGCCUCUACAUUUAGUGGAUGCUAGUAGGGUGAAGAGGAGGAGGAGCCUCUACAGUUAGUGGAUGCUAGUAGGGUGAAGAGGAGGAGCCUCUACAGUUAGUGGAUGCUAGUAGGGUGAAGAAGAGGAGGAGCCUCUACAGUUAGUGGAUGCUAGUAGGGUGAAGAGGAGGAGCCUCUACAGUUAGUGGAUGCUAGUAGGGUGAAGAGGAGGAGGAGCCUCUACAGUUAGUGGAUGCUAGUAGGGUGAAGAGGAGGAGCCUCUACAGUUAGUGGAUGCUAGUAGGGUGAAGAGGAGGAGGAGCCUCUACAGUUAGUGGAUGCUAGUAGGGUGAAGAGGAGGAGGAGCCUCUACAGUUAGUGGAUGCUAGUAGGGUGAAGAGGAGGAGGAGGAGGAGCCUCUACAGUUAGUGGAUGCUAGUAGGGUGAAGAGGAGGAGGAGGAGGAGCCUCUACAGUUAGUGGAUGCUAGUAGGGUGGAUAAUCGUGAUGAUUGAGAGUGCCGCCUGAUGACCGUUGGUCUCCUAACGAGGUGCCGGUUUAGACUGGGAACGAUGAACAAUGAUGACUUCAUAAUGUACAAAAUAUAUCUGCACACUGAUGCAUGUUUCCAAGAAUUGUAUUUUAUUUUAAGUGAGCAAUGUUUUUGUGAAAGGUUAAUGGUUUCAAGAUUUAAGCCAAUUUGUAUCAAAUACAUUUAAACUAUAAAAAAAAGCAUGAAAAGGUAAAGACAGCAGACUGAACAGUAUAAAGCGGAUAAACAACAUACUAAUACACAAUCAGUCAAUCCAACGUAAGAAAUGACAUGAGCAAACUAGCUGGUGGUAUCUAUAAACAUUUUAAUAAAGUGAUCCAUGUUCUUUCUAUUUUAUUAAGGUUAAUUCAUGUGAUAAUAUGCUAAUUAUGCAACAGUCCAAAUAGUAGGUUUGUAGUCCAUAGAAUAGCUCUUCUUCCCUGUUCUUAACACUUACAAAACUUGUCUUUUAAUAUCAAUGUUCAUCAUCUUAGUAAACGAUGUUAUUUUAGAAAGUCGAGAUUGUUCAGAGUAGGAUAUUGCUGAAAGAAGUGUGUGUGUGUGUGUGUGGACAAUCAUUUCAGAAUGAGGUGUUUGUGGAAUAUUGAUAUGGAUUGUAUGUCAUAAUCAUGUUACGUGAUGUCAUAAUCAUGUUACGUGAACAAUGGAAAUAAAAGUAAA